AUGGAUCCUCAAUUGAUACUCUUUCGACGGCAGUAUCUGCAGAUAUUCAAACCGGACUUUCUGGCAUGGCCGCCGAAGCAGUUGCUGCGAGAUGCGCACAUUCAAGCAUGGCUGUACACGCAUCUUUUCGACAGUGAGAAGAACUCGAUGUUGCCGCCGCAGAGAUAUCAGCUGCGAGUGCUGAAGCCUCUGCUCGCAAGAAUUGAGCAAGCUAUCGAGGAUCCAGAGGAGGAUGAAAUCUCAGAUGAUCUCAUGUCCCAUCUCUCCGUCCUCAUUUCCGCAAAUCUACCAUCAGAAACCACAGCUGCACAGCAGAAGUCAUAUGUAACGUUUGUCUGCUUGCCACCAGGUUCCGACCAGGAUAUGGACUACCGAAAUGAGCCGAGCAUCACACUUCUGGAGAGAAGACACCUCAUCUCAGGAUCGCUGACGACAGGCUUCCGAACAUGGGAAGCCGCACUGCAUUUGGGAUCAUAUCUCCUCAGCCCGGAAGGACAGAAAGUCGUCAAUGGGAGGAGCGUGCUUGAGCUCGGUGCAGGGACCGGAUUCCUUGCCAUCUUGGCUGCGAAACAUCUGCAAGCGAGGCACGUAACCACGACUGAUGGCGACGAAGGUGUGGUAGAAGCUCUGCAAGAGAACCUCUUCCUCAACGGCUUGGACGACAGCAAGAAUGUGAUCAACAGUGUAUUGCGAUGGGGUUCUGGUUUGAAGGGCAGCUGGAUCGAGGACGACUGCGAGGAGUUUCCCUACGACGUGGUCGUUGGAGCGGAUAUCACAUACGACAAAGUGGCAAUUUCAGCACUUGUCGCGACACUGCGCAUGCUCUUCGACAUGCGACCAAAGCUGGAAGUGCUCAUCUCCGGCGCAAUCCGCAAUCCUGAGACGUUUGAGACUUUCAGGCACGCUUGUUGUGAGUACAGUUACCGCGAGAUUGAUGCACGAGUUUGGCUGACGGUCCUAGUACGCAACAAAUUCGAUAUCAGCGAGAUCGAGUUCCAGCCGAGACCUAUCCGGGAGCAGACUUCACUGUUCUACGCCACUGCAGUACCGCUGAAGAUUCUCUUGAUCAGGCGGCCUUGA
Molecule: messenger RNA, 1080 nt
Organism: Zymoseptoria tritici IPO323
Lineage: Eukaryota; Fungi; Ascomycota; Dothideomycetes; Mycosphaerellales; Mycosphaerellaceae
Exons: 3
Coding region: 1-1080 (359 amino acids)
Source: RefSeq, a predicted model, not a curated record